UAAAACCCUCCCAAAACCUCUGGUAAGGCAAGAGAAUCGAAAAGAGUAGUUCGAUGAGAAACCUGCUCGGUUCAAAUCCAUGGUUUAGUUAUGGCGUUUUUAGGGUUUCCAGAGUCCUGUUCUACUCCACUGAAGCCCUCAGCUCCUCUUCCCCUCCAGUUGAUUCUCUGUACGAUAGGAUUUCGCGGAUUGGAAACCCUAGGGUUUCCAUUGUACCCGUGCUCAACCAAUGGGUUGAACAAGGUAGAGAUGUCAAGCAAGCUCAGCUUCAGAAGAUUAUCAGGCAACUUCGUAAAUAUCGUCGCUUCACUCACGCUCUCCAGAUAUCAGAAUGGAUAAGCAUUGAAAGGAAUCAUGGCCUAUCAUCUGGAGAUACUGCAGUCCAUCUGGACUUGAUCUCAAAAGUUCAUGGUCUAGAACAAGCUGAAAAGUAUUUUGAUAGCAUCCCAGACUCAUUAAGAGGCUAUCAAAUCCAUGGGGCGCUGUUAAAUUGCUAUGCAGAGAAACAAUCUUUCGAUAAAGCAGAGGUCAUUUUCAAGGAGAUGAGGGAGUUGGGUUUUCUAAAAAAUUCAUUGUCUUAUAAUGUUAUGUUGAGCCUCUAUUCUCAGAUGAGUAAACAUGAGAAACUAGCUAGUCUAGUGCAAGAGAUGGAAGCCAAAGGCAUCAAGUGUGACAAAUUUACAUUUAACAUCCGGUUGAAUGCUUAUGCAGCUAAUUCUGACAUAGAGGGAAUGGAAAAGCUUUUAACAAGUAUGGAAGCUGACCCUUUAGUGGAUAUAGAUUGGAAUACUUAUGUCAUUAUUGCGAAUGGGUAUUUGAAAGCUGGCCAAUUUGAAAAGGCAUUGACCAUGCUUAGGAGAUCAGAGCAACUAAUUGGCGGUAAGGCAAGGAGGUUUGCAUAUGAGCAACUUCUCACUUUAUAUGCUGUUUUAGCGAAUAAAGAUGAGGUGUAUCGCAUUUGGAACUUAUACAAAAAUAUCGGGAGACGAUACAACUCAGGCUAUGUUUGUGUGCUAAGCUCAUUAGUAAAGCUUAAUGAUAUUGAUGGUGCGGAGAAGAUUCUGGAGGAGUGGGAAUCUGGGGAUACACGCCUAGACUUUCGGGUUCCAUGCAUGUUGAUCCGUGCUUAUUGGAAAAAGGGACUUCCGGAGAAGGCUGAAGCAUAUAUCAAACGUCUUAUAGAGAGUGGAAAAAAGCCAGAUGCUAGAAUUUGGAAUUGUAUGUCCACUGGAUAUUAUAUGGAUGGUCAGAUGGCAAAGGCUGUUGAAACCAUGAAGAAAGCAGUCUUGGCCUGUGAACAACAAUGGAAGCCAAACAGAUUUACUUUGGCUGCAUGCCUUGAAUAUUUGAAAGGGGAAGGAAAUGUGGAAGUCGCAGAUGAGAUUUUGACGUUGCUUAGAGAACAGGGUUUUGUUUCAACAGGAAUGUACAAUAGAUUACAAAAUUACAUUAGCGGUGAAAACCCAGAUUCUGGAGUCCUUGAUGAACUGAAAAAUAGCGAUUCAGUGGAAGAGGAUGAUCUAGCCAUCAACAGAGAGAGACAUAUGUAAUGAUGUUGGAUGUGCUAUCUUCAAUUGCCAAGAAUUGAUGAAUUAUUUAUCCGUACAAUAGCAAUAGGACUAAUUUCUUCAUAUGCAUGGUUUAUAAAAACCGUAGGUAUUGAAAUUAUCCUACUGUGCUAGGUGUUGAAAUACUUGUGUAAAUGAACCUUUUGCCACAGAGUGAUGCAAUUUUGCAUGGCUAAUUUUCCUGUCCUA
Messenger RNA from Ziziphus jujuba (common jujube), 1757 nucleotides. Its product is annotated as pentatricopeptide repeat-containing protein At2g20710, mitochondrial. Bases 54 to 1550 code for a protein of 498 amino acids. The record is from RefSeq and is a predicted model, not a curated record. Gene Ontology annotation, molecular function: protein binding. Lineage: Eukaryota; Viridiplantae; Streptophyta; Magnoliopsida; Rosales; Rhamnaceae. Gene Ontology annotation, cellular component: mitochondrion. The transcript is spliced from 2 exons.